CUUUGUCCAAGAACCACUUGAAUUUCAAAGAGGAAGGCCUCGGAAUUUCUCUCAAUCUCCUCCCAUGGCGGCUGUUCCUCUUUCCAAUCAAUUCUCUCUUUGCACUCCACCUCGUCUUGUUGAUGUAUCUAUAUCAAGAUCCCCACAAUUUGGAACAAAAAUUAUCACUUUUCAAUCCCACCAACACCCUCAUAUUCGUCAUGCUUAUAAACCCUUUUUAGGGCUUUCUCAAUCUCUCCACUGUUCUUCUCCGGUUAAAAUUUGGCGUUCCUUCAAAUCCUCGUGUACAGCCAAGGAUCCUACUGCUGAGCCUGAUCUUGAAUCAUGCCCAUCAAAUCCAAUAUCAUCCAAAAGACAGUUGUCAUAUGGUUAUCUACCUAGUGAGAACAAACGACUUUUUCUCGCUAAAAGUUUAGCGUCUAGAAGAUGUAGAACACAUUUGACUGGAAAAACUCCAGAGAUAGUUUUGAGCGAGGAAGAUAAGAAGACAUGGGAAGCUUGUAGACAAGCGCUUUUAGGAUUUGAAUUUACUGUAGAGGAGGAGGAUAAAAUAUUAGGAAAAGCAUUUGGCUUUGUUCGUUCCCCUUAUUGGGGAGAAGAACGUGAACCAGUUGUGCCAAAAUUUGAAGAAAUUGAUGCUAUAUUGGUUUAUUUGAGGAGUUUAGGCCUUUCAGAUGAUGAUAUUUCCAAGAUGCUCAAGAAAUUUCCGGAGGUUGUUGGUUGUAGCCUCGAGAAUGAGUUGAAGAUAAACAUCCAAAUCCUGGAAAAUCAAUGGAAWAUAAAAGGAAAAUCACUACGGAAUCUCCUCCUCCGUAAUCCAAAAGUAUUGGGUUAUAUUGUAGAUUGUAAGGGUGAUUGUAUGGCGCUCUGCACUCGCUGUUGGGUUCGAUUUUAGUCAUUACUUGUGUGGACUACCUCCUCGGUUGCCGUUCGAGUCUCCUUAGGGCUACUGAUGAUUAUCCCGAUUGUUAUCCUCAGGSCCCCAUGGAAUAGUCGAGGUGCAUGUAAGCUGGCCCGGAUACUUGGGGUUAGCAAAAAAAACUCUGCAUUUUAAUCCCAUUUUUAUUAUUUGAACCUAAUUCCCUUGUAAGUUAUAUAUUACCCUCUUUCUGCACAAGUUCYUGGCCUGCUAUUAUUUAUUCAUUAAACUCUAAAGUAAUGGUACAAAAUAACAUCAGCAUUUUGUACAUAUUAAAGAAAGAAAAUGUUUUUCUAUCGACACUUAUGACAUGUUCCAUUUGGUUUCCUUCAAAAACUUGUACGGAAAUCAUGUGUGUUUGGUAGGCAGACAAGACUAGAUGGACGACAAUGAGGUAGGUGGGUGAAAGAAUUACAUAYGGUAUAAAUUUGGACAUAGUAGUUUAGUAAUUUGUCGAUCUUUGCUCAUUUUCAUGAUUAUUGUUCCACCUAUUUUGGUGGGACAAAAAAAUUGCAUGUUGUCCCCCUUAGACCCUAUCUUGUCCAAGUCUAAYGUCACAUCGA
Molecule: messenger RNA, 1482 nt
Organism: Cynara cardunculus var. scolymus (artichoke)
Lineage: Eukaryota; Viridiplantae; Streptophyta; Magnoliopsida; Asterales; Asteraceae
Product: protein GrpE-like
Exons: 2
Coding region: 65-895 (276 amino acids)
Biological process (GO): regulation of DNA-templated transcription; protein folding
Cellular component (GO): chloroplast
Molecular function (GO): adenyl-nucleotide exchange factor activity; double-stranded DNA binding; protein homodimerization activity
Source: RefSeq, a predicted model, not a curated record